Lactuca saligna is the source of this 813-nucleotide messenger RNA. Lineage: Eukaryota; Viridiplantae; Streptophyta; Magnoliopsida; Asterales; Asteraceae. The record is from the annotation of a GenBank genome assembly.
AUGAAGACUGAUGCGAAGGUGGUGGGAAAGGUAUUUCUUUCAAAUGUUUCUACUACAAAACCAAUAAUAGUUUCAGCUGGUCCAGUUACUUCGAUUGUGAUUGCUACAACCCCAAUGACAAGACCACUUUUGAAAGAUGUUGUUAUUGGUGAAUCAACUGGGAGUACUUCAAAAUCGAAGACUGUGAUAACUGAGACAACUUCAAAAGAUAGAGGUAAAGGGAUCUUGGUAGAAAAGACCAAAGAAGAAAGGAAAGCUGAAAUUGAUGAAGAAUUAGAAAAGAGGAGAAAACAUCAGAGCAUUAUGGCUAUUCGUGCUCAAGAUCCAUCAAAGCAUGAUAAAGGAGAUCCAUCAAAGCAGUACAAUUAUGAAUCAAUUGAAGACAAAGUUAUGUUUGAUCACAUAUACUCAUUUGAGAAGAUUCCGAAGAAAAGCUAUGUGGUCACUAAUUAUGAUUCAAGUCAGCUAGAUUUUCCUAUGAAUGAUAUGAUGUUCAUCAUGUCUCAAUUCAAAGCAGGGGUUAAGUGUAAAGAUGCUGAUGAAGGGAAAAAGUUAAAAAUUCAUUUUCAUGCAGUAUUGGGGAUUGCACUUGAAGAGGUAUGGUCACUGGAGAAAAUAAAGAAAGUUAUCAGUAUCAAAAGAGAUGUAGUUUUUGAAGAAGUUAUUCAAAAUAUCAGAUACACGGUGAUCAGAUCAAGUGGAAAAGUGUGUGACUUUACAAUAGCAGAUUUUCCAUUGAUGAAUUUGUAUGAUCUUAUACAAAUUUCUCUAUUGCUAAAGGACAAGUCAUUUUACUAUCUUCAAGAAACAUAA